AUGGACCAAGUUAAUUUAACAGUGCUUAAUGAAUUCAUUCUGAUGGGAAUCACAGACAGGCCUGAGCUGCAGAUGCCAUUGUUUGGGCUGUUCCUCACUGUCUAUUCAGUCUCAUUGGUGGGCAACUUGGGCAUGGUCAUCCUCACCAAAGCGGACGCGAGGCUACAAACACUCAUGUACUUUUUUCUCAGACACCUGGCUAUCACUGAUCUUGGUUAUUCAACAGCGGUGGGACCAAAAAUGUUGGUAAAUUUUGUUGUGGAGAAAAACACGAUCUCCUAUUACUUGUGUGCUACUCAGUUAGCCUUCUUUAUCAUGUUCAUCACCAAUGAGCUUUUCAUUCUGUCAGCAAUGUCUUAUGACCGCUAUGUGGCCAUCUGCAAUCCUCUCCUCUAUACCGUUAUCAUGUCACCAAGGGUCUGGUGGAUGCUCGUGACAACCCCCUAUCUCUAUAGCACAUUUGUUUCUCUUCUGGUCACCAUCAAAAUUUUCAACUCCACCUUCUGUGGCUAUAACCUUAUCCGUCAUUUUUAUUGUGAUGGCCUCCCCUUGCUAUCUUUGAUCUGUUCAAGCACAGAGGAAAUGGAAUUGAUCAUUCUCAUCUUAGCAACGUUUGAUUUUAUUUCAUCCCUGCUAAUAGUUCUUAUUUCUUACCUUCUCAUCCUUGUGGCCAUCCUUAGGAUGAACUCAGCAGAGGGCAGAAAGAAAGCUUUCUCUACCUGUGGAUCCCACCUUUCCGUGGUGGUGGUGUUCUACGGGACUUUGAUCUUUAUGUACUUGCAGCCCAAGUCCAAUCAUUCCCUUGACACUGAUAAAAUGGCUUCCAUAUUUUAUACUAUGGUAAUCCCCAUGUUGAACCCCUUGAUCUAUAGUUUUAGGAACAAAGAUGUAAAAUAUGCCUUACAUAGAAUUCUUGUACAAGCAUUUAGUAUGUUUUCUCAAAGUUCCCUAUACGGGGUUAUUCAUGUAAAUUCUCUCACGAGCUUUAAAUUUUUUUCUGUGUGCCCCCAGAGAAGAUAG
Molecule: messenger RNA, 1020 nt
Organism: Elephantulus edwardii (Cape elephant shrew)
Lineage: Eukaryota; Metazoa; Chordata; Mammalia; Macroscelidea; Macroscelididae
Product: olfactory receptor 8K3-like
Exons: 1
Coding region: 1-1020 (339 amino acids)
Biological process (GO): G protein-coupled receptor signaling pathway; sensory perception of smell
Cellular component (GO): membrane
Molecular function (GO): G protein-coupled receptor activity; olfactory receptor activity; odorant binding
Source: RefSeq, a predicted model, not a curated record